CAAAGAAACCUCAUUUAUAUACAAACCAAUACAGGGUACAGAACAGUUUUACUCAGUUCAAUCAAUAGCACACCGGAGAAACGGAAAGAAGAAGAAAUGGCGCACGUCACCACCACCACCGCCGCCGGUUCCAAGCUCUACGACGUGCUCAUCGUCGGCGGCGGGCCGGCGGGCCUCUCCAUGGCCGUCGGGCUCGCGCGCCAGGUCUACUCGGCGCUCGUGCUCGACUCGGGCGAGUACCGCAACGCGCGCGCCGAGCACAUGCACACGGUCCCGGGCUUCGACCACGCGAGCCCCGCGUCGUUUCGCGACAAGAUCCGGCGGGACCUGCGGGAGCGGUACGCGUCGAUUGAGUUUCGCAGCGCGACCGUCACUCGGCUGCGCAAGUUCGAGGCCCCUGUCGCCCUCGCCGGCUCUUCCUCCUCCUCCUCCUCCUCCUCCUCCCGUCCUCAUCAGCGAUCAGGAGUCGCUGCCAACGCCACCGACGGAUCUGCGAGCGACGGCAAGGAUACGGCGGCGACGAGCGGGGGGAAGCAAAAGCAGUGGCUCUUCGAGGCGACGGACGCGCAGGGCAACGUGUACACGGGACGCAAGCUCGCGCUCGGGACGGGCGUGCGGGACGUGUUCCCCGAAGAAGACGUACCCGGGUACGGCGAGUGCUGGGGCAGGGGCAUCUUCCACUGCAUGUUCUGCCACGGGUUCGAGGAGCGCGGGGCCGAGUCGGCGGGCGUGCUGGCGGGCGGCAUCAUGGCCUCGCCGGAGAUGCUCGCGCACGUCACGCCCAUGGUCAAGCGCCUAGCGCACUCCGUCACCGUGUACACCAACGGCGACGAGGAACUCGCGGCGGCGACGCGGGAGAAGCUACGCAGCAGCAAGAUUCGGUUUGAUACGCGGCGCAUCGCACGCGUGGCGAUGGCACAUCCACGACACCAACAUCAAGAACAACAGCAGCAGCAACAAGAGCAAAUCCACCAACAAGGGGACGGUAGUAGCAGCGACGCAGCCGCCGGCAGCAGCAGCAGCAGCACGGCCGUCACUCUGUACUUUGCAGACGGCACGAGCGCGACCGAGGGCUUCGUGGCGAACCACCCGGCGGUGGAGCAGCGCGCCUCGGAUCUGGUUGCCGGGUUGGGCCUGCAGAUGGGCGCGGCCGGGGAGGUGCGCGUGCGGGCCGGCUCGAUGGGCUACGAGGCCGAGGGCGUGGACGGCUGCUUCGUGGCGGGAGACAUGGCGACGCCGAUGCGCAGCGUCGCCAAGGCGCUGGAGAUGGGGACGUUUGCGGCGGCGGGCAUGGUGGCGGCGAUGAAUGCGGAGCUGGAUGCGAGGGACGAGCUGUAAUUGCGUGAAGGUGCGGCGGGUAUUGGAGUUGACGAUGGGAUAGAGACGGAGAGCUGAGCGUCAAGGGUGAGAUGUAAUUCAUGGAAUAGAGGAAAGUAAACGGCGUUGCUGUAUUGUUAUGCGGAGACCAUCUUUGGUCAGGAGCUACCAAAUUCAUACCAACUCUUGUGUA
This is a messenger RNA of Purpureocillium takamizusanense, 1510 nucleotides long. RefSeq lists its product as uncharacterized. The transcript has a single exon. NCBI's taxonomy places the organism in Eukaryota, Fungi, Ascomycota, Sordariomycetes, Hypocreales, Ophiocordycipitaceae. The record is from RefSeq and is a predicted model, not a curated record. Gene Ontology annotation, molecular function: oxidoreductase activity. The coding region runs from base 97 to 1338 and encodes 413 amino acids.